AUGGGCCAACAGAGCUAUGAGGAGGUUUUGAGAUCAACGCGCGGGAAGAUUCUCCCCGAGAAUCAUCCGCUGACCAUCAUGGUGAACCGCGUGCUCCGCAGAUUGAUACCGCAAGCGCCGAUUGAAGGCGCAGAUUGGAGAGUUCAUGUCAUCAAGGAUGACGGUAUGGUCAAUGCUUUUGUUUUGCCUGGUGGGAAAGUGUUCGUCUACACAGGCAUUCUGCCAAUUUGUAAAGACGAGGAUGGGCUUGCAGCUGUAUUGGGCCACGAAAUCGCUCACGUCGUCGCGCAUCAUCCGGCAGAACGCAUGAGCAACAACAUCCUGACAGUUGGAGCGGUAUUCCUUAUCUCCAUGCUAUUUGACAUUUCAGGCCAGAUUCCUUCGCUACUGCUCAACCUAAUGUACAGCUUGCCUAAUUCGAGAACACAAGAGGCUGAGGCAGACAACAUUGGCUUGAUGAUGAUGUCAAAAGCUUGCUUCAAUCCUGAGGCUGCUGUGGGACUUUGGGCGCGCAUGCAAAAAGCAGAGCAGGAGGCACCACCCCAAUUUCUGUCAACACACCCUUCAAGCUACAACCGCAUGGAAGCAAUCCGUGGAUGGUAA
Aspergillus fischeri NRRL 181 is the source of this 603-nucleotide messenger RNA. RefSeq names its product M48 family metallopeptidase. The transcript has 6 exons. The record is from RefSeq and is a predicted model, not a curated record. NCBI's taxonomy places the organism in Eukaryota, Fungi, Ascomycota, Eurotiomycetes, Eurotiales, Aspergillaceae. Gene Ontology annotation, molecular function: metalloendopeptidase activity. Gene Ontology annotation, biological process: mitochondrial protein processing; protein quality control for misfolded or incompletely synthesized proteins. Gene Ontology annotation, cellular component: mitochondrial inner membrane. The coding region runs from base 1 to 603 and encodes 200 amino acids.